Cladophialophora immunda is the source of this 3312-nucleotide messenger RNA. RefSeq lists its product as uncharacterized. NCBI's taxonomy places the organism in Eukaryota, Fungi, Ascomycota, Eurotiomycetes, Chaetothyriales, Herpotrichiellaceae. The transcript is spliced from 2 exons. The record is from RefSeq and is a predicted model, not a curated record. The coding region runs from base 455 to 2263 and encodes 602 amino acids.
UGAAGGCGGACGGAAAAUUGUUACUCCGACAUCGCGCAGGUAUCGAGUACUUGGCUGUCUACUAGCUACUCUGCUUGUAGGUAUCACAGCAUUGGCAACUGUCAACACCCCACACGCUACGGCGCUCACACUUCCUGGACCUGAUCAGGCUUCAUAUUCUUUUCUGGGCCUCUGACUGAAAAGUACCAGCAAGGACUAUGCCACGACACCGAGUCUACCACAAGCCUCAUGUCGUCCACAGAAGGCAAGAUUCAUCCUGUAUAAUACUCACCAACGACGUUUAUACAAUUCCCUUCAGGCGGUGGCGAAACUGCACCAAUGGCCCCAUUCCGUUAGGACGAGGUGGGCGCAUGAACACACCAGGGUGGCAUCUGUUUGAAGAACGAGAAGCACAGUGAUACCAAAAGGUCAAGCCGGGACGUGUCGAGCAGAGAAAAGAGCAUCGGGGUAUUAUAUGCAGAAGCAAUGUCUGCCUUUCCGAACUGAAUCAAAACAACUUGUCACCCUACUGCCUAAAGGGACAUUCGAGCAAAGACAGCGCGAAAAUCCAUUGGCCUCUCUGGAUGACGGGCUUGAUUUAGACUUUCGAUUUUACGUACAGUGGGCUUCGCUGGGCUUGGAGCUGGAACUGGAAGUUUGCGAGCCAUCCACUGAUCUACAGUGCUGGGCGAACUUCUUUCUUCCUUUCUUUGUACAAACAUUUCCUGAGAGCUCCCAGUUUCUGUUUUUAAUUUUGCGCGAUAAAAGAAAAAGAACAUGCCACAGGCUCGCAUUGGCCGGGCUCUCCGUUGGAAUUUGUUGGUGCCCUAAUGCAAGAGAGGGGAUCUCUGAUCAGUCCAUUUAUCUACGCAACAACAUGUCUAAUUCCAACCCCGAGCUUGAGGAGAAGCCGCCUUCACCCUCGACAACGCCGGCAGCUCCGUUAUCAUCUUUCUCUUCUUCUCCCCCUGAUCCUCGACCCGCGUCAGAAGAGGACAACGUAGUCGCGUCACGGUAUCUGAUCAAGCGGCCCAAGGCGCUGCAAUGGUUUCACAACGGCACGCUCGAGCGAGAGUCCGAGGAGGAGCGACAGGCAGGGCGCUUCGAGCUGUUCCUCGACCUGCUGUACGUCGCGCUGGUGGCCAACUUCGCAGAAGACCUGGCCGAACAUCCGUCUGGCGCCGGGCUGGUCAAGUACCUGCUGAUCUUCGCGCCGGCGUGGCACAUCUGGAGCGACCUGCGCGAGAUCAUGAACUCGUACUACAACGACGACCUGGUCCAGCGCGGAGUGAUUCUGUGGGUCAUGGCCUUGAUGGUGCUGUACGGCAACAACGCCCGGCUCGUGGCCGAGGACAUUGGCGCCAUGAGGACCGUGGUGGGCGCGUUCAUGACAGCCCGGCUCACGGUGGCGGGCGUCUACUUGAUUUCGUCGUUCGCCAGCUUCCAGCACCGCACACAGGCCAGGGUCAUGGCUGGGUUCAUCUUCGUGGGACUUCUCAUCUGGAUCCCCCUGUACUUUGAGAGCGUGAGCCUACGCGCCAAGAUCGCCGUCGCUGUUGUGGGCAUCGUUUACCACGAGGUCACCUGGGUCAUCACAUUCGGCACCUGGAUCAAGAGACACCUGAAACUCGAGUACAGCACCGCAGUGGAUAUCAACCAUGAGAUCGACCGACUCGCGGCCUUCUACAUUAUUGUUCUGGGCGAAUAUUUGUACAGCAUCGUCGUGGGCGAUCCUGCCGCGAUCGGGCUGAACAUGGGCUUGCUGAAGGCUGUGUGGACUCUGAUCAUCGCCUUCUGUCUUAAUUGGCUCUACGUCAAUGGGGAUGGAAGCCUGAACAGUGUGCAUCCGAUCAGACGGUCCGUCACCACAGCCUUUACUUUUUUCACUCUGCACAUGCCCCUUGCCGCGUCGCUGUUGGUGGGUGGCCACAUCUGCGCGGUUAGCGCGGGACAGGAAGACCUCGACUCGGGCGAGCGCUGGUUGAUGGGCGGCGGAUUGGGCGUGGGCAUGCUCUGCCUGUGGAUCCUGGCGAUGCUGUUCCACGUGCAGGACUCGUGCGAAUUGAUCAUGCCGAAGACGCCCCGGGUCGGGAUGAGGCUCGUCGUCGCCAUCAUCCUGGUCCUCUUGCCCCUGGUCGACGAAGAGCGUUUCGACGCGGUGCAGCUGCUGAGCACGGUCAUGGGUCUGAUCGUCUUCGUCACCGUCUGGGAGACAGUGGGUGGCUUGAGGAAAGAUUCGAAAGUGUAUGAGAAAUGGGAGGCGGGGAACCCGCUGUCCGACUGAAUUUUGGAUGGCGCAACAACCCAUCUUCGUCCCCGGCACCCUUUCCCCCACCUCGACGGGGCCUUCCCGAUUGAAGUCCUCUUGAUCAAUGCGCAGAGCCAUUCAUUGAUCUUGUCAGUGGAGAGCGCUGGGCAAACCCUCCCCCGCAAGAAAGAAAGCUGAAUGCUCAGGGAGGCGACGCUGCCACCGAAUAUGAGAUCAUGGAACUUUUAGAAUGCGGACCGCGGAGAAGACAUACACUUGAACCCGACCUUGAAGGCUGCCUUCCAACACCAUGUGAUAUCGACUUGCUGGAAUUGAUGUGUACUGUGGCUAACCUCACUGCUGCCCUGACACUUGCCGGUCUAUAUCAUGUCCGUCGCGAGCGCUCAAAUCUUCUUCUAAUAACCAACUCUGGCCGACGUUCCCGGCGGUUUAUCCGCCACGGCCGGCAUGACUCCCUUCGCCUUCGCCCGGGUCCCUGAUCAUAUUCACCAGCGAAUCCAAUAUGUGUUCAUCGAAUCAGUAAUCUCCAUAAUACGUGUCACCCCCCUUGCCGAUCAGCCCGGAACGAAGGCUCUUCUCCCCAUCAGCAAACCGGACGACCUAAGACGAGGCUAGCGGGAGAGGGGGACUCGCUUUCAAGGCCUCUGAAGCUCCUCCAGCAGUGGCGCAUAGCGUUUGCUGCGUGCUGGGCCUGGUAUCGGCAUGCAACGAGCGCGAGAGGGGUGCUAGGUACCAGAUAACCAACGAAAGAAGUAGCACUGGGCGUCGAUACACCCUCACUCAGCGCGGUAUAGAACGACUACGAUUAUGGACCGCAUGGUCUAAGAGAACACUGAGGGCGUUUGACUUUUGAAGGCUUUCUUACGAAAGUACCUCACUAAUAGUCAGGAUUUUGUAGCUUCGGGCUGGAUUCCCCUGGUAUAGAUAGGCAUUGCCCUGGCGAGAAGAGAGGUGAUUGUGUCCCCAACCAACACAUUUCCUCGAUCCGGAUGAUAUGGUACAAAGUACUCUGUACAAGCACACAUAAACUCGAACGGCACACGUACCGGAAUGCCAGUUCAGCG